This is a messenger RNA of Chiroxiphia lanceolata (lance-tailed manakin), 3919 nucleotides long. RefSeq names its product epithelial splicing regulatory protein 2 (gene ESRP2). Gene Ontology annotation, biological process: regulation of RNA splicing. Gene Ontology annotation, cellular component: nucleoplasm; ribonucleoprotein complex. NCBI's taxonomy places the organism in Eukaryota, Metazoa, Chordata, Aves, Passeriformes, Pipridae. Gene Ontology annotation, molecular function: mRNA binding. The record is from RefSeq and is a predicted model, not a curated record. The coding region runs from base 385 to 2502 and encodes 705 amino acids. The transcript has 17 exons.
AAACUGAAAGCAGGUAGAGGCACUUCCUGCGGGCAGAAUUAAAGAGAGAGAAAGGGAGUUCUCCUCUGAUCUCCCUCAAAAACCAAUCAGGCCAGAUUAGCCAGGCGUUGAUUCUCCCUCCGUCCCUCCUACACCUUUUUCAGAGACCCAAUGGCCUUGUCCCUUUGGGAGAUUGACUAGAGUCACAUGAGCUGCACCAAGGGCAGGUAACUCAGGAGAGGGGAAGGGGAAGAAAAAAAAAAAGGAGAGGAAAAAAAAACCACCAAGGCUAGGCUGAGCUUCUGCCAUGAUGUCAGAGGGAAAGAAACCCACAGCUUGCUAAUUCCACCUCCCAAUCAGCCCCGGGAAGGAGAGCACCGGGAACAGUUGUUUCCCCCUGUGGUCAUGACGGCUUCGCACAGUGACUCUUUGGUGGUGUUGUUUGGGGCAACAGCUGGUGCAUAUGGGGCUAAACUGGGUUCGGAUGAGAGGGAACUAAUUCUCUUGGUGUGGCAAGUUGUGGAUCUACACAGCAAGAAGGUAGGGACGCUACACAAAUCCCUGGUGAAAGCAGACAACUUGGACUUAAGUGACCAGUGUCGCGAAGUCAGUGCCUUAACGCCAGAGGGACUGAGCAAAGCCGAACCGCUGGACCGGGUUCUUCAACAGUUUAGUCAACUGGUAUCCAGUGAUUUGAAAGUACUUGGAAGGAGCUCUUACACACUCUGCAGUGAUGGCCAGUUACUCAUUCGACAAGUCCUCCACCCAGAAACAUCCAAAAAGAACCUGCUGCUGUCAGACUGCUUCUAUUCCUUCUAUGACCUGCGCAAAGAAUUCCGCUCUUGCUACCCCAGUUCAGCCGCCGGGAAGGAUCAGACCAUCAAGACCAUGGCAGAAUAUCUAGGCUUAGGGACAGAUGAAGCAGAGGAGGACUUUGGCGUGUGGCAAGUGAAAACCAUGGUGGCCAUCAUUUUCAGCAUGCUCUCUGAAGGUUGUAAUCACGUAUUUACUGAGCCUGAAACUGUGAAACACAAGUAUGAAACAGGCCCUUGUAGUAAAUCUGAAACUGUGGACAGUGAGACAGUAAUACGUGCCAGAGGUUUGCCAUGGCAGUCUUCAGACCAAGAUAUUGCUCGAUUCUUCAAAGGUCUCAAUAUUGCCAAAGGUGGUGUGGCUCUUUGUCUGAAUUCCCAAGGAAGAAGAAAUGGGGAGGCCUUAGUUCGGUUUGUCAGUUCUGAACAGAGGGACCUUGCACUGGAAAGGCAUAAGCAUCACAUGGGCAGCAGAUACAUUGAGGUUUACAAAGCAACUGGGGAGGAAUUCUUAAAAAUUGCAGGAGGCACCUCCAAUGAAGUGGCCCAGUUCUUAUCCAAGGAGAACCAAGUUAUCAUCCGGAUGAGAGGCCUUCCAUUCACUGCUACACAGGAGGAUGUCCUGGGGUUCCUGGGGCCCGAGUGCCCAGUCACAGGAGGGAAAGAGGGACUUCUCUUUGUCAAGUAUCCAGAUGGCAGGCCCACAGGAGAUGCAUUUGUGUUAUUUUCCUGUGAAGAAUAUGCACAAAGUGCACUUAAAAAGCACAAAGAAAUACUUGGAAAACGUUACAUAGAACUCUUCAGGAGCACAGCAGCAGAAGUCCAACAGGUACUUAAUCGAUAUAUGUCAACACCUCUCAUCCCAACUCUGCCAACUCCCAUCAUCCCAGUCAUCCCCCCCCCCUACGCCAUUGCCACGGGCAGUGUCCGGGACUGUGUCCGGCUCCGAGGGCUCCCUUACACCGCGGGCAUCGAUGACAUCCUGGAAUUCAUGGGAGACGCCACCGGUGACAUCAAGCCCCAUGGAGUUCACAUGGUCCUUAAUCAACAGGGACGACCAUCAGGUGAUGCUUUUAUCCAGAUGAAAUCUGCUGACAAAGCCUUUAUGGUGGCUCAAAAAUGUCACAAAAAAAUGAUGAAGGACCGUUAUGUGGAAGUAUUCCAGUGUUCAGGAGAGGAGAUGAACUUUGUUUUAAUGGGUGGCACUUUAAAUCGUAGUGGCUUAUCCCCACCGCCAUGUAAGUUACCAUGUCUCUCUCCACCAGCUUAUGCUGCUUUCCAGACAGCAGCUGUGAUUCCAGCAGAGGCAGCACUGUACCAGCCACAAGCCCUCUUGCCAACCACCAGGACUCCCCAGGCCUCUGCAGCUGCUCCUCCAGCUGUUACCUACUACCCAGCUCAGGCUGCUCAGCUUUAUAUGAAUUACACAGCUUACUAUCCCAGUCCUCCAGUGUCUCCUACCACAGUGGGGUACAUUGCAGCUCCUCCAGGAGCUGUAGCUGCUGCUGCCACUGCCACCCACACUCCGAUCCUGCCCCAGCCUGGAGCGCUGGUCCGGAUGCAGGGCUUGCCAUACAACACAGGAAUGAAGGAGAUACUCAGCUUCUUCCAGGGCUACCAGUAUGCACCCGAUGACUACAAUGGCCUGAUUCAGCUGAGCGAUCAAGCCAGGAGUGUGUUACAAGCACCGAAAGAGUGGGUCUGUUUGUAACUCUUUGUAACUUCUGAAGAAGCUCCAAGCAGAUUCCAUCCUCAUGCUUUACAGCUUUAGUGGCCAGCCAUGGCGAGGCAUUGGUGACUUUUUCCAAGCCUGGAUCUAGCUAAGAAAGCAGUGGCUGAGAAAAACGGACAGCUCCUGGGAAGCCGCUGUGUAGAACUGUACCUGGCUAACUAAACUCUCUCUGGGGGAUGAGGAGAGAAUGUCGCACUCAACACCGUGCCUUUUGCAAAAUAAGAAGGUUCUCCCUUGCCACCCAGGCAGCAACAAAUGUGCCUUUCAGCAUAACAAGUUGGAAUGCAGAGUGGUAAAUGUCCUGUACUUAAUUUGAAAAAUGGUGCAUCCAAUGCCAAAGAUAAGUGAAAGCAAAAAUAAUGCGGUUAAUUUACUUAAUUUCUAAUGUACUUGUGUAAAAAUAAGUAAACCCACUCCUGGCAUGUAGUUAAUUUGAAGACAGUCUAACAGCACUCAGCUAUUGCAGCCUUGGGAGAAACGUAGUAGCAUUUGAAGUGGAAAGCGAAGCUUGAGUCAUUCAGAUAUUUGUGUGUUUAGUUUUCAGAGUUUACACUUGACAAAGUGUCCUGUUUUUUGUAGAGUUUAAAUGUCUUUAGGAAGGUCUUUUGAAAUGCAUGACUUACCCAGUUCAAAACGUAGAUCAUAUUGAUUUUUGUGUUGUAUUGUUCUCGACUGGGAAAUAUCAGGAUGCUGGACCCCAAAUGCAAUUGUGCUUUUUCAUGUUUUCAUUAGACCUGGUUUUGCAAAAAGCCAUAUUUGUCUUUCUUACAAGUGUACUGCUGCCAACAUGUAAAGCAGAAAAAAUAAAACCAACAUCAAAUCAGAAAAAACCCUCCCUGCCUGCCCAUAACUUGCUGCCCCCAGCCGCAAACUUAAUCUCUACAGGACAAAAAUGGCACAUAAACCUGAGUACUGAUAAGUUAUAUUUUUUUAUUUAAGCAUAAUAGCUUUCAGAUACUGUAUUAAAGAUUUUGCUCUAGUUUAUGUGCAUGCAAUUUGUUUACAUCUUUAAACUACUUUAUUUGUAUAUUAUGAAACAACAAGAUAUGUUGGAAUCUCAAUUCUCUAGUGCAUGCUUUUUUCUUUUUCCCGUGUGUACAUACAUAAGCUAGAAGUACUUUUAUGUCAUGUAGCAUGUGUUUAAAAAAAGACAUCUGCUGUAGAAGCACUAAAUGACUUUGUUUUUACUGUGCCUUACUUCAAAACCAUUCCAAGUGCAAUACCAGCAGAGCAAAAUGUAAUGAAUUCUGUUGUUGACAUGUUCAUGGAUGUCUGAAUUGAUCCUUUUUGUUAGUGUACAAUUUGAGUUGUACUUUAAAGAACUGAAUGAUGUAUGCUUCUUUAUAUUACAACAAAUAAAAGAGAUGCUUACUAUGUGCAUUGGCUUUUGAAAGUA